Molecule: messenger RNA, 1160 nt
Organism: Symphalangus syndactylus (siamang)
Lineage: Eukaryota; Metazoa; Chordata; Mammalia; Primates; Hylobatidae
Gene: PPP1R42
Product: protein phosphatase 1 regulatory subunit 42
Molecular function (GO): protein binding
Source: RefSeq, a predicted model, not a curated record
AGAAAGUUGGAAAUAAUACCUAAACCUACUUCUUGACAUGGUAUCAAAACAGAGCUUUUGCUGAGAGUUUGAUUUAUAAAGAAAUUAUGGUUCGACUGACCUUGGAUCUAAUUGCCAGAAACAGCAAUCUUAAACCCCGAAAAGAAGAAACUAUUUCACAGUGCCUGAAGAAAAUAACUCAUAUAAAUUUUUCAGACAAAAAUAUAGAUGCAAUUGAAGACCUCUCUCUUUGCAAAAAUCUUAGUGUUUUAUAUUUAUAUGAUAAUUGUAUUAGUCAAAUCACUAACCUGAAUUAUGCCACAAAUCUGACCCACUUGUACCUACAAAACAAUUGUAUUUCAUGUAUAGAGAACCUCAGGUCAUUAAAGAAACUGGAAAAACUGUAUCUGGGAGGCAAUUACAUUGCUGUCAUAGAAGGUUUAGAAGGAUUAGGAGAACUAAGAGAGCUUCAUGUUGAGAAUCAGAGGCUUCCCCUUGGGGAAAAGCUUCUGUUUGAUCCAAGAACUCUUCAUUCUCUGGCAAAAUCCCUCUCUAUAUUGAAUAUCAGCAAUAAUAAUAUUGAUGACAUUAGAGAUUUAGAAAUAUUGGAGAAUCUUAAUCAGCUUAUAGCCAUUGACAACCAACUUCUGCAUGUGAAGGAUUUGGAGUUUUUACUGAACAAGUUGAUGAAGCUGUGGAAAAUUGAUCUAAAUGGAAAUCCUGUUUGUCUCAAACCAAAAUACAGGGACAGACUGAUAUUGGUGUCCAAAUCACUGGAAUUUCUUGAUGGAAAAGAAAUUAAAAAUAUAGAAAGACAAUUCCUAAUGAAUUGGAAAGCAUCCAAAGAUGCCAAGAAAAUCAGCAAAAAAAGGAGCAGUAAAAAUGAGGAUGCAAGCAAUUCACUCAUAAGUAACUUCAAAACAAUGCAUCACAUAGUUCCUGUUUAUUACCCACAGGUGGGUAAGCCAAAAUUAGUCUUUUUCUCUGAAAUACAGAGAUACCCUGUAAAUGGAAAUGCAUCUCCAGAAAGUUCCCAAGAAGAUUACACUAAAAUUAUUGAAGAGAUGGGGAAUCUUUCUUUGAAGCAAUCUGAAAGCUUGCUGACAAAAAAUGAUGUGCGUGAACCUCACCUUUUCCAUAACCCCAAAGAAAAAGAAAAUUUGUUUGUGGAAAAUGAGUAA